UUCUCAUUCCUUGCAGCUGGCGAGCAGGAUAACUCGGACAACAACACCAUCUUUGUUCAGGGACUUGGUGAAAAUGUAACCAUUGAGUCGGUAGCAGAUUACUUCAAGCAGAUUGGCAUCAUAAAGACAAACAAGAAAACAGGACAGCCUAUGAUCAACCUGUACACUGAUCGCGAGACAGGAAAACUGAAAGGAGAGGCCACUGUUUCCUUUGACGAUCCCCCAUCUGCAAAGGCUGCCAUUGACUGGUUUGAUGGAAAAGAAUUCUCAGGCAACCCUAUCAAAGUAUCAUUUGCUACCCGGAGGGCAGACUUCAACAGAGGCGGUGGUGGUGGCAAUGGCCGUGGAGGAAGAGGCCGUGGCGGUAGAGGAGGACCCAUGGGCCGUGGUGGAUUUGGUGGCGGCGGAGGUGGCGGCAGCAGCAGUGGUUCCAGCGGGGGCAGCAGGGGGGGCUUCCCCAGCGGAGGAGGUGGUCAGCAACGUGCAGGAGACUGGAAAUGCCCCAACCCGACAUGUGAAAAUAUGAACUUCUCAUGGCGUAAUGAAUGCAACCAGUGCAAGGCACCAAAGCCAGAUGGGCCCGGAGGACCACACAUGGGAGGUGGAUUUGGUGAAGAACGACGCGGGGGCCGAGGAGGUUUUGACAGAGGUGGCUUCCGGGGAGGCAGGGGCGGAGACCGGGGAGGAUUCAGAGGCGGAAGGGGCGGAGACAGAGGCAGCUUUGGACCAGGAAAAAUGGAUUCGAGAGGGGACCACAGGCAGGACCGGCGCGAGAGACCCUAUUGAGCCUGCAUAGGAUCCCAGACCAUGUGAAUUUAUAAACUUUUUUUAUUUUGUAUGAUGUCCAACUUCGUUGCAAACCUGUGUAUUCCUUGCUGCGUUUGUGUACAAACUUUGUAUUCCCUCUAUUUUAUGUUGACUGUAUU
This is a messenger RNA of Podarcis muralis (Common wall lizard), 926 nucleotides long. NCBI's taxonomy places the organism in Eukaryota, Metazoa, Chordata, Lepidosauria, Squamata, Lacertidae. The record is from RefSeq and is a predicted model, not a curated record.